UGUCAUCUUUGUUGUCUAAAGCACUUGCAUUAUUAUAUGAUGAAACUCUAUUGUCAAGGUUUUGGAAGACAGUUGUAAAACAAAUACGCUUUAAAAUAUGUUUUUCAGAAAAAUGAACUGGUUGGGAACUCAAGCUGAGCUUUUCCGUCUCCUGAAAUUGAGAAGGUACAGGUGUACCUACGAAGGUGAUGAGGAGAAUCUAAAUUUUGUCCAGAGGGAUGAAUUGGAUAGGACCCACAGGGAAGACAGGGAAGAGCCAGAUGGAUCGUUAACCUCUACAGGAGCACAGGAUGCUGAAAAUUCAGCUAUAAGCUCACCUGGCGCUGGUUUGGACAGCAACUCCAAUCGUAUCACAACCUGGGAGGCUGGAUGGAACGUCACUAACGCAAUCCAGGGUAUUUUUGUUUUAGGACUGCCUUAUGCACUCCUACACAGUGGGUACCUCGGUUUACUUCUUAUCGUCGUGGCGGCAGUGAUCUGCAGCUACACUGGAAAAAUUCUCAUUGCCUGUCUGUAUGAGGAGAAUGAAGAUGGACUACCAAUUAGAGUCAGAAGUACUUACGAAGACAUUGCUAAUGCCUGUUGCAAGCAGCUGUUUCCCCGACUCGGUGGUAAAAUAGUCAAUGUGGCCCAGGUGGUUGAACUGGUAAUGACAUGUAUUUUGUACUUGGUCGUCAGCGGAAAUCUCAUGUUCCACAGUUUCCCAUACAUGCCUCUCUCUCAGGCAGCUUGGUCAGUCAUAGCAUUUCUCACCCUGAUGCCCUGCAUGCUGAUCCGCAACCUCAGGGUGGUGUCCAAGCUUAGCCUCCUUUGCUCCCUGGCCCAGUUCAUUAUCACUUUCAUAGUCAUUACCUACUGCCUAACCCAGAUUCACCGCUGGUCAUGGAGGAGGGUAAGGUUCUCUAUUAACUUUGAGAAAUUUCUGGUGUCUGUUGGUGUCAUUAUAUUCAGCUACACAUCACAAAUUUUUCUCCCUACCUUAGAAGGCAAUAUGAAAAAUCGAGGCAGCUUUGCAAAAAUGAUGACCUGGACUCACUUUUUUGCCUGUGUCUUUAAGACAGCCUUUUCUGUGCUGGCAUUCCUCACAUGGGGUGAAGAAACCAAGGAAGUGAUUACUGACAACUUGCCCACAACCCUGCGCAUGGUAGUUAACUUGUGCCUCUUAGCAAAGGCUCUCUUGUCCUAUCCUUUGCCCUUUUAUGCAGCAGCGGAGGUUUUACAAUGCUGCUUCUUGAAGUUAGACCUGACACACCCAAGUGUACAAAACAAGGCCUUAGCACUGCGUGGCUGUCUGUUGCUGUUAACGUUUUUAAUGGCUAUGUACAUGCCACAUUUCUCCCUCUUGAUGGGCUUAACUGGCAGCAUGACAGGUGCUGCUAUGACUUUUCUCUUACCCUCUCUUUUCCACCUGCAACUGAAAUGGCGAAAACUGGAAAUCAAGGUUAAGGUCCUUGAUAUUUCUAUUUUAGUACUGGGGUCCCUAUGUAGUCUGUCAGGAGUUAUUUGUUCAAUUAAAGGAUUAAUUGAAGCCUUUGGAAAUACAUAA
Messenger RNA from Lepisosteus oculatus (spotted gar), 1546 nucleotides. RefSeq names its product vesicular inhibitory amino acid transporter. The record is from RefSeq and is a predicted model, not a curated record. NCBI's taxonomy places the organism in Eukaryota, Metazoa, Chordata, Actinopteri, Semionotiformes, Lepisosteidae. Gene Ontology annotation, biological process: amino acid transmembrane transport. Gene Ontology annotation, molecular function: L-amino acid transmembrane transporter activity. Gene Ontology annotation, cellular component: vacuolar membrane.